Messenger RNA from Lagopus leucura (white-tailed ptarmigan), 3367 nucleotides. It is a transcript of the gene MORN3, whose product is annotated as MORN repeat containing 3. The coding region runs from base 168 to 887 and encodes 239 amino acids. NCBI's taxonomy places the organism in Eukaryota, Metazoa, Chordata, Aves, Galliformes, Phasianidae. The record is from RefSeq and is a predicted model, not a curated record. The transcript has 6 exons.
CGGGAAGCGCGAUACACAACAACGCUGCUCACUGGUCGUCAUGGACAAAAAUGGUUUUUGUUAGCAGUGAUUAGACACGAAAUAACUUUUGAAUCAUCAAGUGGAGAGCUAAGGGUGAAUGUCGACUCGUUUUCUAAGAUCCUUGAUUUAUCUAAGCUGAGAACACGAUGCCUGUUGUGAAAUACCCCAGGGCUGCAGAGCCUCUCUGGCAUGAAUGGGACAGGAAAGCACAGAAAGAUGGAUUAAGACAUACAGUCUAUGCUGUAAAUGGGGAUCAGUAUACUGGAGAAUGGUUGGACAACUUGAAACAUGGUAAAGGCACCCAGAUCUGGAAGCACAACGGCGCUAUUUACAGCGGCGACUGGAAGUUUGGGAAGCGGGAUGGGUACGGCUCGUACAGCAUCCCUGACCCCGUGACCAAGGAGUACCUGAAGGUGUACACAGGCUGGUGGAGAAACGACAAAAAAUGCGGCUACGGGACGAUGCUCUACCCCAGCGGGGAGCGCUACGAGGGCGAGUGGAGCAGCGGGCAGAGGAGCGGCUGGGGUCGGAUGUGCUACGGAGACGGCUCCACCUACGAGGGGCAGUGGCUGGCAGACCGGCCGGGCGGGCAGGGGAUGCUGUGCCUGCCAAACAAUGACAGGUACGAAGGAGGUUGGAAAGAUGGAAAGAAGCACGGCCCAGGCAGAUUCUUCUUCUUGGAUAAGGGACAACUGCUUGAAGGCAUCUGGGUGACAGAUGUACCAAAAUGCGGGAUUAUGAUCGACUUCAGCAGAGAUGCAGCUCCUGCCCCCACCCAGUAUCCAAUCCCAAAGAUUGAACUAGCUGAUCCUGAUGGCGUUUUAGCAGAGGCCCAAGUGAUGUUUGAUGACAGCCAGAACGACUAACCAGACGCUGAAGGACAAAAGAUGCAGGAUAAGAACACGAUCUCGGGUUACUUACGUGCCUCAUGCCCAUGCUGCCGUGCGUCGUCUUGUGGUCAGCCUCACCCGUCCCCCAGAACUGCCCCUGUAUGCCUCACUGUGCAGGCAGCUGUGCUUCAGGCCUCCUCCCACCCACCGUUAUUUAAACACGAGCAGCAAUCAAAUAACAACCACUCACAGCAGCAAAAUGUGCUGGGGGAUGCAGCGACUCUUCGCCCAGCUCCUGCUCAUUCCUCCUGCUGCUCACAAGGCCAGUGGCUGCCUGCUGAGGAACACACCGGGCAGCAGGCAAUUGGUUCACCUGAUUUAAACUACGCUCCAGAGUAUCACAUCCUGUUUACAGCUGCGAGGUCCCUUUUCACUUUCUGUCAGCUGGAAGAUAACCUACUUUUCUAUUUAAACACUUGGAAAAGAGCAGUGCACUUAGUGUCAAGAUUUAAACAGUGCUGAUGGGAGGAAAAGCAUUCUGCCAACAUUAGGCUCUUUAUACCUGUGUGAACAGGAAACACCAUCUUUGUAUGACUGCAGUGAGAAGCUGCAUACAUUUCAGAGACCCUCAGCAAUACAGUGGGGAUUAGCACAACACAGGCAGGCAGAGGCAAUGGACGUAGAGAAAAUAAGUAUUUUUAGGCAUCUAGGUAACAAUCAGCAACAAUUGAGUAUAUUUUAUUUCAUUAUCUGAAGUUAUUUUAUAUCUAAAUAAUUGAUAUACAAUAACUGACAUUUAAAAUGCUUGAGGUAAACAUGAAAUACCAUUAGUAUAAAUAAAGAAUAAAAAACAAGCUGAAGUACACUCAGCAUCUGGAGCCAUACGAUCAGGCCUGGUUACUGCCUCAGGCACACAGUUAUGAGACGUGGCCAAGGCACAACUUUUGUGACCAUUUCCACAGCUGGAAAACGAGAGAAACACUUGAUAUCAGAGAUUAAAGUGCAGAAAAUAGUCAGUGAAAUGGCUGGGGCUGACAGCUCCAAUAGGUGAGGACCUACUGGCUUGAGAAAGUUAAAAAAUAAGCUCAUAAUUUUAUAUUUCCUAAACAAAACACUUUCAUUUUGUAAAAGACCCACAAGAUAAAAAGUCCAGAACCCUACCAAGAACAGCAAAUAACUUUACAAAAUAAGCUUGGAUAAUAUAUUUUCUGGACUUAUAUUCAAAAUAAUGUUAGGACUUUUAAAUACAUCAUUUACAGACAGAUGCAUAAUUUUUCAGCCCUAUAGCACCCUUCUGACCAUUUGUUCCAGAACACAUAUCGAGUCAAAUCUGCUUCCUUUACUGCUGUUUUGAGAAUCUCCCCUCCCAGGACGGGACUGGUAUUCCACCGAGAGAUGGGAAAACAAACUCUGUGUCUGCCUCAGUUACUGUGGUUUGGAAUGCUGUUUUCUUACUGCCUUCACUAUCAGAAUCUUUACAGUGCUCCAUGAACAAAUUCCAUGUGAGGAAUCGUAGCCACAGUUCUCACCAUCGAUAGAUUUACACCAGUAUGAGAACACCUGAAACACAACAGAAUGGCAGAGUGGGAGAAAAUCCUGCCAGGCCUCUGUACAGCAGGAGGCCCUGGGAAACUGGUGUGUGGAAAAGAGUUUUCUGCCAGUGGGCAGAGGAUACCCCAAGAAACCUGCUGAAAAAACACCAGGUCCUCUUCUAAUGGCUGUUUUUCAGAACAGAUGCACCACUGUCAACACCUUCCACAUCCCAUAGACUGAAAAUACAUCGGGAUAACCUGAGAUGGAGGCUGGGUGUAAGAGACCACAUUCAGCCCAGGCUCACUCAGGUACAGUUCCCUGUACUGUCACAUUCACCAGUCUGAUUGAAAAACAAACAAACAAACACAACAAAACCACCACAGUUUAUAUUCCACAGUGUUAGCUACAGCAGGAGGUAAAGGUAUGUUCCAUUCGAUUUGAAACCCGUCUCAGUUUGUCUUCAAAAAUGGCUUUGACCCGUUACAAACCAAAGCUUUUCUACACAAGAAUUGCAUUCCAAAGAAAAUCCACUUACAGACAUAGCUGGAAUUACUGCAGCAGCCCAGGACUACUGCUGCAUCCUUCUUGGCCAAACCUCUCACGUGAGAGGCCCAAGGGAAGUUUUAGGUUAAGGAAGAAAUUAAAAAUAAAAAAAAAGACACCAGAGCCUCACUAGCAUAGAUUCAUGUCUGAAAGUAAGCAGCAAUAUUAGUUACAAAUAAUCUACUUUCAUAAAUACAUCUAUGGAGAUUAAAAAUAGCUUCCAGAGGAUCUGGAAGGCAAAAAACAUCUUAAGAAGUUACUAAGGGCAGCACUUCAGCAAGCAGAAGACUUUUUCUAAACAAGGAAGACCAAGGCUUAGCAAUAGCUAAUUACUUGGGAAUCCAAUGCAGAGAAAGCACCUUUUGCAGCUUGUAUCUGAGGAUUUAUUAAAAAUAUAUUUUUAAUAUAAAAGUAUAAAAUAGUUGCUACUUUGACUUGGA